Molecule: messenger RNA, 1794 nt
Organism: Pan troglodytes (chimpanzee)
Lineage: Eukaryota; Metazoa; Chordata; Mammalia; Primates; Hominidae
Gene: RNASE11
Product: ribonuclease A family member 11 (inactive)
Biological process (GO): defense response to Gram-positive bacterium
Molecular function (GO): nucleic acid binding
Source: RefSeq, marked provisional
ACCUAGAGCAGGCAUGGGUGGGUCACAGGCUUUGGAGAGCACUCUCUGUCCUGAUCUUUUCAGUUGAGAGACUUCAGCUGUUCAUUGCUCAUUUGGACUUAGUUCAAGGUCAUGUCAAAGAAGAAGAAUUUUGGGUGUCACCAGGUAAACAGAGCCCUCAGCAUCUGAAUAGAAACUGAACAGGAACAGAAGAGAUUACACUACAUCUGAGAUGGAGACCUUUCCUCUGCUGCUGCUCAGCCUGGGCCUGGUUCUUGCAGAAGCAUCAGAAAGCACAAUGAAGAUAAUUAAAGAAGAAUUUACAGACGAAGAGAUGCAAUAUGACAUGGCAAAAAGUGGCCAAGAAAAACAGACCAUUGAGAUAUUAAUGAACCCGAUCCUGUUAGUUAAAAAUACCAGCCUCAGCAUGUCCAAGGAUGAUAUGUCUUCCUCAUUACUGACAUUCAGAAGUUUACAUUAUAAUGACCCCAAGGGAAACAGUUCGGGUAAUGACAAAGAGUGUUGCAAUGACAUGACAGUCUGGAGAAAAGUUUCAGAAGCAAACGGAUGGUGCAAGUGGAGCAAUAACUUCAUCCACAGCUCCACGGAAGUGAUGCGCAGGGUCCACAGGGCCCCCAGCUGCAAGUUUGUACAGAAUCCUGGCAUAAGCUGCUGUGAGAGCCCAGAACUGGAAAAUACAGUGUGCCAGUUCACUACAGGCAAACAAUUCCCCAGGUGCCAAUACCAUAGUGUUACCUCAUUAGAGAAGAUAUUGACAGUGCUGACAGGUCAUUCUCUGAUGAGCUGGUUAGUUUGUGGCUCUAAGUUGUAAAUCCCACAGAGCUUUAGGACUAGGGUCUUUCGAAAGAAGGACCUCUUCUUGUUCAUUCUUGUUUAAACCUUUCCUUAAUAUCUACUCUUUAGCACUACAGUGAACUCCUGAUUAUUUAUUCUAACUGGAGGAGUGAAAAAUCCAAAAUUGUGGAUAAUUCAAUUAAAAGUUAUGACUGAUACUGGCGUGCAGAUUCUUCUCUCUCUAUCUCUCUCUCUGUGUGGGGGGAGGGUGGGGGGGGUGUAAAACAAACUGAAUUUCAUCCUAGCUCAGCUAUAAAGCCAAGAAACAGAAUCCACCUAACUAGGCAGAAUUAAGGAAACAAGGACUAAAGCCGAUAUGGACAAUGAAAAGCUAAUUGUACUGCCAAUGAUACUAUUCAGACAAAUAGUGAAUGAGUGUGACAUAUAUUAUUAUCACUACUCUCUUCAAAGGGUAUGUGCUCACCCUUGUGUGAAUUGAUGUAUGCACAUAACAAAGAGUCUGCCUGUCCUUCAGGAAAUGCCAGAGGAAAAAGAUUCUUUGGCUGAGCUGAUGCUCUCAGUGUCAAUAGCUCCAGCCCUAUGCAAUCUCCAUUCUUCCACCCUCAUCUCUAUUUCACAGGUUGCUGUAAACAGAAGAAAAUUCUUAUUGUAAUCUUUAUUCAAGCCAAGUCUUGAUACCCUGGGGCUGUGGGAGAGGAAUGGCAAGCCGUGGAAGAAUAGAGGAGCCAGAAAGAUGGGAAUAGAAAGUCUGUGCUAAGUACCAGGCAGGACUGGUCUUCAACCUUGAUGUCUUAUGAUACUGUAGUUAAUUUUGUUCACUACCAGCUAUUUAUUUGCAAGCGUUCGUGGUUCAACAUUCUGCUUAAAGUAUGGACAGUUAUCUUCUUCAUCGAUGUGUGGCCAUAUGUUUCUAUUCCUCUCCUUAAAUCCUCCCUCCAUCCUGAGACCACUCUUUCUUAAUGUUCUAAUUUUAAAUAAAUGCAUGUAAGUGUAUGUAAA